AGUGCGCCGUCUCCUCGCGUGGAACAUGCGCGCAUGAAAUAUGAUAAGGAUGUUAUUCUGCUGUGAACAUUUUCCGAAUCCGGGGAAGAAGUAAAGUUAAAUUGAGAGUCGCUAAGCCAAUGUGACCUUGUGUGUGACCUCGAAGAGCGAGACGAGGUUUCACUCAAACAGGUUUUAUGGUGUGUCACCUCCCCGCCAUGUGGUAACCAUCUGAACACAAAAAAAGAUACUGAACAACAGCUCUAGCCGCUGAUCUCAUCGACAUAGUGCACCUGCCGGCUCACAUGGCCCACCAUUAUGAACCCUGGCUACGGACGGCGUCACCUAGUGGCAGUGCAGAAGAAAUGAACAUCCCUUCUUGGUGGGACCUCCAGAGGGAUGUUCAGUCUGGAAAUUGGAUUGAUCUCCACACAGGGCAUGUUGCUGACUUACCCUCCGUGAAUACAGGAAGCACUAUGGGGCUUCAGUCCGCUUUAGGUUCCUAUAGUUCCGACCCGCAACUGUGCUCCUUGCCUUUAACUCAACAUGUACCAGCAUCACACAUGCCUCUCUUCCCUCCGGAUGGCUUCAAGAUGGAACCUGUAGCUCCUGGUAUCUUGCACCAAGAAGCAUUCGCGCUGGAGGAGCCCCGGGAGAAUGUCGUGUCAGGCCGGCCAAAGUCCCAGAGGCGUUCUUCUUCCAGAGGUGCUGGCCUAGCCGUGUGCCGCUGUCCUAACUGCGUUCACGCUGAGCAACUGGGCCACGGCACGGAUGACACCAGGAGGAAGCACAUGCACAACUGCCACAUACCCGGUUGUGGCAAAGCCUACGCUAAGACCUCUCAUCUGAAGGCUCACCUAAGGUGGCACAGCGGGGACAGGCCGUUCGUCUGCAACUGGCUUUUCUGCGGCAAGCGUUUUACACGUUCUGAUGAACUGCAGCGCCAUUUACAGACGCACACCGGUACCAAGAAAUUUAGUUGCGCAUUAUGCCCUCGAGUGUUUAUGCGAAAUGAUCACUUGGCCAAGCACAUGCGCACACACGAGUCUCCGGCUGGGCAUGGGGACGAGAGCUUGAACGGCGAGAGCAAUGGUUUUGAUUCGCCCACACCUCCUCAGUCGUCAUCAAACAUGCCUGCACCUGACACCGCACAGCCUCCACUGAAGCUGAAAUGUGAGACAGACCCCGUCUCCAGUGUAACUGGGUAGUCCAGCAAUUUCACCACUUUCUGAAUUUUUUGUUUGUUAUAAGAAGAGAUGUGGGAGCCUGUGGUAAUUACUACCAGGGGGUCAUUUUUACCAUGGUACUUUUUGCAAAAAUUACAUAAUAUUUGAAUUUGUCUUCUUGUGUAUAUUGCAACCAUUAGAUGUCAGCCAUGUUGUUUGUUUCUCUUCUUCAGAGCACAUGUUAAGUAAAUAGUCGUCACUAUUCAAAAGUUGGCACUUAAGAGCUUUUUUAGAUUUAUGGUCAAUUUAAAAAAAAAACUUAAAUGCUGGCAAUUAAAAUUGUUGUUGUUUUUAUUGUUAUUAUUCAUUGUUGUAUUGUUUUUUUGUUUGUUUGUUUUUUUUAUAAUUAUAACACUUUUAUAAAGACAUAUUCAAGACAUUGUUAAAAAAAAGACUAAAUUACUAAAAUAAAAAUGAAUGAAAACAUAAAUACACAUUGGUCACCGGCCCAAGUAACACUUAAGUUUUUUUUGUUUUUUUUUAUAGUAUUAUUUAACUCAUUGCAUGCAAAAGAUGUCCAAUUCAUUUAAACUGGGAAGACUGGCUGUGAAUGCUCAUGUUUCAGUGCCAUUGAUGUCCCUAGACAUUUAAUACAUUUUGACUGGGAGAGGUGAAUGAAAGAACGUUCAAAAAUGGUUAAAAAAUGGCACUAACUACCCUGGCCUCCUGUAGCAUCUGUUGCACUUUCUGUCAUCAGCUUCAAAAUAGCGCUUCUGGGCUUAAGGUUUGAACUCUAAAUAGAUGGAAGCCGUAUAUUCCGCACUAUAAAGCGCAUCGGAGUAUAAGGUGCACCUUCAACAAAUGGCAUAUUUUAAAACUGUUUUCAUUUACAGGUAGUCCCCAGUUAAUGAAUGAGUUCUGUUCCUGCACUGGCGAUGUGAACCAGAGUUCCACAUAAUCCAGAAUUAACCCUUUAAAUAUCUCAAAACCUCUUCUAAAAAAAAAAAAAAAAAAAAAAAUCCAAAAACAUGUAUUAUACAUUAUUGUGCUGUCCUCACCAAGACGUUGCAGCUAAGCUCGGAAAUCACGAUGUCAGACGGCCAUGUGAACUGCAGACUUUAUUCAGCGGCUCAUGAAAUCAACACUUGCAGAAUAAAAGUAAAAUAAAAUGAAAUUAAAUCAGUCUCAUCUUCAAUACCAGCAAUUCAAACAUGCCUUUACAAGUAGCCGCUGAUACAGCAAUAACAAACGAUUAGCAUGUAUCAAUUAGCGUCCGCACAUCAUCAAAAACAAUCAAAAAACUAUUCGACCACGAUUGAAAACGCACAAUAAACAGUACAAAAAGGGUUAUAGAGCCGUCGCCUCUGGAUGCUUCACAAGCAACAAAUGUGUGCGCAGGCUGUCAUCUCGGCACUCGGCUGCUCUGUGCGUGCGUGUGUGGGGUGGGCGGGCAUGUCUGUACAUGCGCUCGCGUCCCGUUCUACACUCCGUGCAGCAAAAUAAAAGCAUGCACCACAAAACAAUAGUCAACAAUAAAAAAAUUAAUUAAUGAAAAUAAAAAAGGCGUCGUAAAGUCGAAAUUGCGUAAAUCGGGUUCGUUGUAACCUGGGGACUACCUGUAUAGGGCGCACCGCAUUAUAAGGCUCAGUAGUAGUAGUAGUAGUAGUAGUGGUUGGGGUUGCAUUAUACAUCCACUAGAUGGUGGUGCGCUAAAUUUCAUGCCAUGAUUAACCAAUAUUGACCCAUAUAUAAGGCGCAUUGGAUUUUAAGACACUGUCUGCUUUUGAGAAAAUUGAAGGCUUUUCGGUGCGCCUUAUAGUGCACAAAAUACGGUGCCUGGAACAAAACAUGUUCUUUUAUUGUUCAGUAAUUUAUUCAUAUUGCCUGGACUCUCAACUCAGUGAUAGCACUCUGACAUCUGCCAAGCUUUAAUUGAUACCAAAAGUGCGCUUAAUUUUAAUUAAAGGAUCAUAUCCUUUUUAUUCUGGCUCAAGGGAACACCUUCAACAUGAUACAGAACAACAGAUAAUACAUUCUGAUUAGUGACAUAAAACGGGAAGCAGUUUUAUACCAUUCCAAAUUGUUAAGGAGAAUAGUGAAAGAAAAUAACUUUGCCUGUCUGGAUUCGCACCGAAAAUAAAUAGGUUCUUCUACUGCAAAAAAAGAAAGCCAAAACGUGGUGUUAGUAAUAUAAAUCGAAAUCUGAUUAGCUGAAUAGUACAAUGCAAUGUCUUUAUUUAAAGCAAGUAUCUGACACAGAUUAAUCAAGACAAAUUUUUACUUGCCUGACUAACCUGAUUUUAAGAAUCUGCCGAUGCCGAGUCCCGAUCCUAUUAAAAAAUAUAUUUAGAUACUGUAUUUGAACAAAAGUUCCAAACUUGUUACAGUAAUGUAAUGUUUCCAAUGCCUCCUCUUCCACUUUUCCCGGGAGCGUUGCGGAGUUUAAAAUGUAUAUAUUUUUGUUUCUUUUGGCAAUGCCAUUGUAUUUCUGGAUUAUUUUGUUACUUUUUAGCCCUUAAUUAUUUUUAAAUAUAUAUAUAUUUUUUUAAUUAUAAACCGGAUCCUUUUUACCUGAUGCUGAUCUUCUGAUGAAUGAAUGGCCCGAUCGGCCCAAUUUCCGAUCAUGUGAUCAGAUCGGGGACAUUCCUUGUUAAAAGCAUUAAGGGCAUCAGAAUAACGCUUACUGUAAUUAAUAAGUUUACAAGUGUGCAGUAUCCCAAUUUCCUUAUUAUUAUUUUAUUUUAUUUUUUUUUUACUUUAGAAGAGGUACAUUGUUGUGUAUUUGUUGUUUGGCGAGUAUUAAUAUUUUGUAUAGUAAUUAGUUUAUGGUGUUUUGCUUUAUGUAAAUUUGAUCAGUAAAUAAAGAUAUAUGACAACUUUAAAUAAAAAAUCCUUAGUCUUUUUAAACUGUAGCCACUGUAAUAAAACCAGAUUGUGAUCAUGUGAUGUAAUA
This is a messenger RNA of Corythoichthys intestinalis (scribbled pipefish), 4098 nucleotides long. It is a transcript of the gene sp6, whose product is annotated as Sp6 transcription factor. Gene Ontology annotation, biological process: regulation of transcription by RNA polymerase II. Gene Ontology annotation, molecular function: DNA-binding transcription factor activity, RNA polymerase II-specific; RNA polymerase II cis-regulatory region sequence-specific DNA binding. NCBI's taxonomy places the organism in Eukaryota, Metazoa, Chordata, Actinopteri, Syngnathiformes, Syngnathidae. The transcript is spliced from 2 exons. Bases 285 to 1187 code for a protein of 300 amino acids. The record is from RefSeq and is a predicted model, not a curated record.